Messenger RNA from Seminavis robusta, 777 nucleotides. The record is from the annotation of a GenBank genome assembly. NCBI's taxonomy places the organism in Eukaryota, Bacillariophyta, Bacillariophyceae, Naviculales, Naviculaceae.
AUGACAUCAAACAACACUACUACAACUACUCUUGUCGUUGGAGCCACCGGCGCCACAGGAAAAUGGUUGGUGAAGCUCUUGUUGGAUCAAGGCCACCAUGUCCGAGUAAUUGCCCGCUCCAAGGAUCGCAUGGUGAGCGUCCUCCAAGAACUGGACACAGAAGACCAAAAGACAUCCACUGACAAUCUCACUAUCAAAGAAGCUGCCGUGCUGGAUCUUUCUGAUGCGGAACUCCAAGAACAGGUCAAUGGCUGCAAUGCUGUCGUCUCUUGCUUGGGCCACACCAUGGACUUCAAGGGUAUGUAUGGCCAUCCACGCAAAUUGGUCACAGAGGUGGUGCGUCGUUUGACCGACGCCAUCAAAGUCACAGCGCCCACUGCCAAGUUUAUUCUCAUGGGAACCGAUGCAGUGGCAAAUCCCAACGGACAAGAUGAUAAGCGAACCUUUGCCGAACGAUCCAUCAUUUUCCUAUUGAGGCAUCUGCUUCCUCCCCAUGCCGACAAUGAAGCAGCGGCUGCCUAUCUUCACAAUACUCUCGGAACCAACAGUGGUGUCGAAUGGAGUGUGGUUCGUCCUACGGAUCUCAUUAAUGGAUCGCCCACUGAAAAAUACCAGCUCUUCGACAAGCCACAGGGGGGAUUGAUUGGAUCGGGCGUCACUACACGCGCUAACGUCGCGCAUUGCAUGACAGAAUUCAUCACCAACAACGAAAAAUGGAGCGAAUACAAGUUCAAAAUGCCCGUCAUUCUGGAUAACGUGACAGCAGAGACAAAUUAA